Balaenoptera ricei (Rice's whale) is the source of this 1565-nucleotide messenger RNA. RefSeq names its product 5-hydroxytryptamine receptor 2A (gene HTR2A). The transcript is spliced from 3 exons. Lineage: Eukaryota; Metazoa; Chordata; Mammalia; Artiodactyla; Balaenopteridae. Gene Ontology annotation, molecular function: neurotransmitter receptor activity; G protein-coupled serotonin receptor activity. The coding region runs from base 153 to 1565 and encodes 470 amino acids. Gene Ontology annotation, biological process: chemical synaptic transmission; G protein-coupled receptor signaling pathway, coupled to cyclic nucleotide second messenger. Gene Ontology annotation, cellular component: plasma membrane; dendrite. The record is from RefSeq and is a predicted model, not a curated record.
UUGUAAUAAUGGGAGGAAAAGAGCCAACCAAAGGAGCCCAGCACGUACGCCAGCCUCAGUGUGACAGAGCAUGGGGACAUAAAGCUGAAUGGUGAGCAGAGCCUGUAACUCAGUUUUUCGGCACUUCAUCUGCUACAAGUUCCAGCUUAGAGAUGGAUAUUCUCUGUGAAGAAAACACUUCUUUGAGCUCAACUACGAACUCCUUAAUGCAAUUAAAUGAUGACACAAGGCUCUACAACAAUGACUUUAACUCCGGAGAAGCUAACACUUCGGAUGCAUUUAACUGGACAGUGGACUCAGAAAAUCGAACCAACCUUUCCUGUGAGGGCUGCCUGUCACCACCCUGCUUCUCCUUACUUCAUCUCCAGGAAAAGAACUGGUCUGCUUUGUUGACAACUGUAGUGAUUAUUCUAACCAUUGCUGGAAACAUACUUGUCAUCAUGGCAGUGUCCCUAGAGAAAAAGCUGCAGAAUGCCACCAACUAUUUCCUGAUGUCACUUGCCAUAGCUGAUAUGCUGCUGGGUUUCCUUGUCAUGCCCGUGUCCACAUUAACCAUCCUUUAUGGGUACCGGUGGCCUCUGCCUAGCAAGCUCUGUGCCGUCUGGAUUUACCUGGAUGUGCUCUUCUCCACCGCCUCCAUCAUGCACCUCUGCGCCAUCUCCCUGGAUCGCUAUGUUGCCAUCCAGAACCCCAUCCAUCACAGCCGAUUCAACUCCAGAACUAAGGCAUUUCUGAAAAUAAUUGCUGUUUGGACUAUAUCAGUAGGUAUAUCCAUGCCAAUACCAGUCUUUGGGCUCCAGGAUGAUUCGAAGGUCUUUAAGGAAGGAAGUUGCUUACUCGCCGAUGAUAACUUCGUCCUGAUUGGCUCUUUCGUGUCCUUUUUCAUUCCCUUAACCAUCAUGGUGAUCACCUACUUUCUAACCAUCAAGUCGCUCCAGAAAGAAGCUACUCUGUGUGUGAGUGAUCUCGGAACACGGGCCAAAUUAGCUUCUUUCAGCUUCCUGCCUCCGAGCUCCCUGUCUUCAGAAAAGCUCUUCCAGCGGUCCAUCCACAGGGAGCCAGGCUCCUACGGCAGGAGGACUAUGCAGUCCAUCAGCAACGAGCAGAAAGCUUGCAAGGUGCUGGGCAUCGUCUUCUUCCUGUUUGUGGUGAUGUGGUGCCCCUUCUUCAUCACCAACAUAAUGGCCGUCAUCUGCAAAGAGUCCUGCAACGAGGAUGUCAUCGGAGCCCUGCUCAAUGUGUUCGUUUGGAUCGGUUACCUCUCCUCAGCAGUCAACCCGCUAGUGUACACACUGUUCAAUAAGACCUAUAGGUCGGCCUUUUCCAGGUAUAUUCAGUGUCAGUACAAGGAAAAUAAAAAACCAUUGCAGUUAAUUUUAGUGAACACUAUCCCAGCCUUGGCCUACAAGUCUAGUCAGCUCCAAAUGGGACAAAGAAAGAAUUCAAAGGAAGAUGACAAGACGACAGAUAACGACUGCACUAUGGUUGCUCUAGGAAAACAACAUUCAGAAGAUGCUCCUACAGAUAAUAUCAACACAGUGAAUGAAAAGGUUAGCUGUGUGUGA